UGUUUAACAUUUUUUUAUUCUAAAUUGUAAUGUUGCUAUGCGAACUUCCAUCGAAGUAGAAAGCUGGGGAGUGCUGCAGACGUGCCCUACUACCUAAUGACUUUCCUUUCACGCGCUUGAUAUAGCGUGGUGGUUGCAGUAAAUUGCAACUAUUCAAGUACUCGCUCCGGCUCUCUCGCUAAAAUGAGGAAAACCCAUUUUUUCACCGGUCGUUUGCUUCAGUUCGGUGCCCUAUUUCACACCCGCGCUCAUACUGUUAGAAGUCACCAAAAUGCAGUUUUGUUGCCGAGAAGAAACCUUAGCUGUUGUAUUAUCACGGUCGGCGAAGUAUGCUUCUUCGGGUAUGCUUUUGUGAAUCAAUCUUCAAGAACUUGGCUUGGAGCAAAGGUGGAAGUGUUGUGUCAAUUCAAUAAGAAGCCUAGAAUUGUGUAGGUACAUUUGGCAAUUAUAGUAGCCACGACUUGUUCUUCAUCUAUGGCACCUGAUCCCAGAGUUUUGAAGGCUUUCAAGGCUAUGAAGGCCAUUGGAAUUAGUGAAAAUAAAGCCAAACCUGUAUUGAAGAAACUGCUGAAACUGUAUGAGAGAAAUUGGGAACUCAUUGAAGAAGAAAAUUAUAGAGCUCUUGCUGAUGCUAUUUUUGAGGAGGAGGAUGCUAUGGUUUCCGAACAGAAGAAAACUAAAAUUGUGGAUCAAGAAGAAAAUUUUGAGGAUGAACCACUUGCUGAUGUUGAGCCUCUACGCCCCUUAAAGCGCUUGCGCAGAGGCCAGGAAGUGCCGGCCACACCUUCUGUCAGCAACUCCAGUCCAGUGUCAGGUGGAGUUUUAUUAAAAAGGCCAAAAUUGGAAGAGGGUGAACUACCUUCUACUUCUAUGCAACAGCAGUCUCAAGAGAAGAUAAAGGCAAUACAACCCAGUACUGGCAGUGUAAAGACUGACACAUUAGGUCUUACUUACAAAGGAAAGGAACCUCUCUUGCCUAUGGUUGCUUCUGCAGGGAACAGAUGUAUUUCUGAGCAAGCAUCUCAUGGAGUGAACAUUAGAGAUCCUGCAGUUGAAGGAAAUGUUCUUUCACCUAAGAAGGUGUCCAAUUGUCAACCAUUGAUCAAGCCAAAAGAUGAGCCCUUUACUGAUGACACACCACAGUAUGAGUUCCCGAUUGCUAUGAUCCAUCCAGAUUCAUUAGACUUAAGAAAUUCAUCUGAUGGGAAUGUUUCAAUGUGUGAGCCAGUUGGGCAGGAGCUUCAUCCAUCCCAACAUGUUGGGGGAGAAUCUAGAAGUAGUGAGGAUCUACCUUCAUUGACCGAGAGGAGAUCCAAUUGUCAGCUUGCAAAUGUUCCUGAAGGAUCUCACCCUUCCUUAGAGAUAUCAUCUACGACCAUGGGAGAGGUGAAGAUUUCUUUGAGCUGCAAUCCUGCUGUUGGAAGUCCAAAUUUUCAUAUGCCAACCCUAGAUGAACUAAGAGAAUUGAUGGAACUGAGGUGUCUUCGAUCAUAUAAGAUCAUUGACCCAAGUUUUUCUUUCAUGAAUCUGAUGAAAGAUGUGUGUGAGUGCUUCUUGGAAUUGGCCACUAAUUCAUCUCAUGAAUCGCAGGGAAAGGUAACUGUGAUGCAACCUCUUGAUCAAUUGAGGAAGUCUACUGCUGGGGAUGCUCUUCUUUUUGGGGGUAGCAAAGAAAAUAUGUACAUAUCAUCUUCUAUGAAUGGUGCAGCUGAAAGAGAUAAAAAACAAGAACUAAAGGACUCUGCAUUUUCUAAUUCAUCUAGUUUGGUUGUAGUUCCGCAGUGUCAAUUAAAUGCUGAUGAAUUAAGGAUUUUACAUGAUGUCAAAGACAUAGCUAAAGGGGAAGAAGGAGUUGCAAUUCCUUGGAUUAAUGAAAUAAACAAUGAGUGUCUACCCCCGUUCCACUACAUAUCCCAUAAUUUGAUAUUCCAAAAUGCUCGUGUGAAUGUGUCUCUUUAUCGGAUUGGUGAUGAGAACUGUUGUUCUUCUUGUUUUGGUGAUUGUCUAUCAUCAGCAGUAGCUUGUGCUUGCACCUACCAAAGUGAGAAUUUUGUAUACACAUCAGAAGGCCUUCUUAAGGAGGAGUUCUUAGAUGAGUGGAUCUCGAUGACCCGUGAUCCUCAACAACAGUGCCUAUUGACUUGUGGAUAUUGCCCACUUGAAAGAUCAAGAAAUGAGAGUAUUAUAGAACCAUGUAAGGGUCACUUGAAGAGAAAUAUUAUAAAGGAAUGUUGGAGCAAAUGUGGCUGUUACAGACAGUGUGGCAAUCGUGUGGUGCAGCGCGGCAUAAAUUGUAAACUGCAGGUGUUUUUUACACCUAAUGGAAAGGGAUGGGGGCUUAGAACUCUAGAGAAGCUUCCAAAAGGUGCUUUUGUAUGUGAGUUUGUUGGAGAAAUCAUAACCAUUACAGAGUUGUACGAGAGGAACUCGCAGAGCCAUAACUGUCCAGUUCUACUAGAUGCAUAUUGGGCUUCAGGAGGAGUUCCAAAAGAUGAAGAAGCUCUUUGUUUGGAUGCCACAUGCUAUGGAAAUGUUGCCAGGUUCUUAAAUCAUAGAUGCUUUGAUGCAAACUUGAUUGAGAUUCCAGUUGAAAUUGAGAGUCCUGAGCAUCAUUACUAUCAUCUUGCAUUUUUCACAACAAGAGACGUGGAUGCGUUUGAAGAGUUAACAUGGGAUUAUGGUAUUGAUUUUGAUGAUCAUGAUCAUCUUGCCAAUGCAUUCCGGUGUCGUUGUGGCAGUAAGUUCUGCAGGAACAUGAAACGCUCAUAUAUUCUGUUUUGUACUGCAGGAUCCAAAUCUAUGCUGAAUACAAGAUGAACCAACCUGUGAGGCAUUCAAUUAUAUAUUAGUAUCUCCCUUGAUGAAGGAAACAGAUGAAAUGGAUUUUAGUUUGGCACUGGGAGUAGUUCUUUUCAAAAUGGCUUUUGUUGUAUUAGGGUUUAGUAAAUAUGUUGAAAAUUUGUCCCAGAUAGUUGCGAUUUUGAUACGCAGGUAUUUCUUACUGAAAAAUAGCCUGGGGCAAAACUUUGACAGCAGUAAUUUGGUAAAACUAAGCGUUUCUCAGCUUCUGUUUUACUGCUCUGUGGCACCAGAAUUUGUAGAUUGGUAGCCAGUAAAAUAUAUACUGUUGAAGGGUUGUGGUGGGUGAUAUACCCCCCUUGUUCAGACUCCAAUGCCAUCUCAAAGGAGUUGUAUAAGAGUUCGAGAUAACUUCUUUUUGGGGAUAUUAAAUUAGUCCUUUAAAUGUA
This is a messenger RNA of Mangifera indica (mango), 3248 nucleotides long. Its product is annotated as probable inactive histone-lysine N-methyltransferase SUVR2. The coding region runs from base 475 to 2817 and encodes 780 amino acids. The transcript has 13 exons. Gene Ontology annotation, cellular component: nucleus. The record is from RefSeq and is a predicted model, not a curated record. Gene Ontology annotation, molecular function: protein binding; histone methyltransferase activity; zinc ion binding. NCBI's taxonomy places the organism in Eukaryota, Viridiplantae, Streptophyta, Magnoliopsida, Sapindales, Anacardiaceae.